Mercenaria mercenaria is the source of this 6879-nucleotide messenger RNA. RefSeq names its product ORC ubiquitin ligase 1-like. Gene Ontology annotation, molecular function: ubiquitin-protein transferase activity. NCBI's taxonomy places the organism in Eukaryota, Metazoa, Mollusca, Bivalvia, Venerida, Veneridae. The transcript has 7 exons. Gene Ontology annotation, biological process: protein monoubiquitination; regulation of DNA replication. The record is from RefSeq and is a predicted model, not a curated record. The coding region runs from base 122 to 3673 and encodes 1183 amino acids.
GAAAAAGAAAAAUAGUUUUGUAACAAAUACAUUUUCGUAGAUUAUGCAUAUUUGUUUUGAUCUUUAAUGAAAUAUGUAAUGUCUGACCUACUUUCCGGCGCAUCGAUAUUGUACAUACAGUAUGGCGGCCGAAGUGAAUGCAAGAUCCAACAAGAAUUCAACAAUAGCAUUUACAUUGCCAAUUUCAUGUCAAGUUUGCCUGGGAAAGGUUAAAAAUCCGGUGUUAUGUCCAAAUCAACAUGUGUUCUGUGGUCCUUGUAUGGAGGUUUGGCUUCAGAAGAACAAACAGUGCCCAGCAUGUAGAACUGCCAUGACGGCCGGAAAAAAGAUCAUUGGUGGUUUAAGCCAUCAAGAAGAAGACACAGACAAAAUGACAAACCCUGACCUACGAAAAGCCAGAUUUGAUCUGCUCUAUAAAGAAUAUGAGAAUGAAUUUGAGCGCAUGCAUUCUGAGAUACAGCUACUGAAGACAGAGAACCAGAUUCUGAAGCAGCAAGCAAGAAAAGAUGGUCUACAGCCUGGCAGAUCUGAAAGUGGAAGUUCCAAAGCUACUGAUAGUAGUCAUUUACUGGCUCUCACCAAGAAACUCCAGGAUGCCACCAAAAUGUAUGAGAAAGUUAAAGGGGAGCAGACUAGGCUUAAACAGGAGAAUACAAACUUGAAAGAUGAGAAUCUGAGCUUGAACAGAGAGAACCAGCAUUUACGACAAGAGUUGGCAGGCAGGUCCCCACACAGAUAUGGGAGGAUCACAGUGUCCACACUUGAAACAAAACUUGCCAGUGCAGAAAAAGAUGUCACUAGACUCACAAAAGCACUUGAAAGAUCUGAUAAGUACAUUGAAGAACUUGAAGCAGAACUUGACGAUUAUCGUGGAAAAUCUGGGUCUUCGAAGAGACCUAGUUCUGCUUCUGAUAGGGAUGACAAGCAUUUGACUAAUGGUGACAUUGCAAACAGGAAGUACUCUUCAGAUUCAAAAGUACCUCCGUCCAGAGAGUAUGGAAUAGGGGCAGAUAAUCCCUCAAGAAGACAAUUGUUUUCAGAUGACACAGGUGCUAAAUCAAGUGCAGGUGAGAGGUCUAAAUAUUACUAUGAGCGAAAUGGUGAUUAUAAUGAUGAUUACAAAAGUGAUGGAAGGUCACAGGGUGCUAAAAUGAAUGGAGAUAAUGGUGGCAAGAAAAGAGUGACCUUUGACCUUAACAAAAACACAAAUAGCACAAUGUCAUUUGACCUUGAACUUCCAAGUCCACUGAAAAUGUCAGCAAAUGCAAGUGGACUAGCAAAUGGACGAGCAUCACCAGUGAAAGGCGUGCUAAAGAAAACAAAUGGUGCCAGUAAUAAACAGAGUUCUAGUGACAAAUCAGGUUUCUCUACGGACUUGUCAAAAGAUUCACUGUCAGACAGUUAUAAUCUAAAGUCAAGUGAUAGGUAUUCAAAGGAUGAUGACUUACUUUUUCUAAAAAGUAGGUCAAGGUCAUCAAGUGACAGAGACUAUGAGGAUGACAUUUAUUCAAAACCCAGGAAAAAAUAUAGUGCUGAUGACAGUGUACUGGAUGAACCAAGUGACUUAGACUCCAAGAGGACUCGUGAUCGGGAUUAUUCAUCUAGAUCAAGGGCAAGUGAUUAUGAAAGCAGAAAAAGGUCAGAUCUCUUGGAUGACCUUGACAGUGGACCUAGAAGGUCACGGGACGCAAGAGAUAGAGUAGAUGACCUCGAUAAAAGUGAUUUAGAUGACACACAUUAUAUAGAAAGUGAACUGGAUGAAUUAAACAUAUCAUUGACACCAGAAUUUACAGAUUGCAUGAAAAUAUUAAAUCGUGCAGAAAAGAAUGUUCAUACAAGAGUUACAGAUCCUGUGACAGAUGAUCUGGCAAAGUACCAAUCAAUAGAUUCAGAAAUAGAUACUGCAUUUAGAGCCUCAACAGGCAGUAUAGGCGAGAGGAGUGGGGCAGGGCAAGAUUUUAUGUCAAAUGUUAAGACUGAUACCAGCAAGUUUACAUCAUCCCUUGAUAGUUAUUCUAGAGGGAGGCAUGUAAGAUCAGGAUCGUUAGACAAUAUUUUUGUUGCAGCAGCAGAUCCGCAUGAAAGACCAAGCAGCGCCCUUCCUACAACUUCAAAUAUGUAUUCAAGCAACAGUCAAAAUAGGUAUAUGGGUGGACUGACUACGGGUAGAACAACGCUGACUCGAACACCUUCAUUAGACAAUCUGCUGUUAGCCAGACAAUCCACUGGCUACCAGAAUAAAUACAGUUCUGUAGAAGACUCUUUAGGUCUGAAGUCAAGAUCCAGUUUCCCGGGGUAUAUGGGGCGGCGAUCGUAUGGUGAGGAAGAAAACAAACUAGAUGUGAAAUCUGGCAGCUUGCCGAGCAAUGCACCGGUAACAGCCAAGCACGACAUUUUGGGUUCACAGGGUACAGGUAGCACUGCAGGUGAUCGGUACAGCAGGGUUGGUACUGAUUCAAAUGCACAAGGUUACUCCUCCGACAGAAUGUCUUCCAUCUCUGCAAGCACAAAGGAAAUGGAUAUUGGUAGAAAACUUCCACCGUCUGGUCGGCAAACACCAACAAUGCCCCUCUCUAGCACUGGUAGUGAUUUAGACAAGCAGUACUCCUCUGGUAGGGUCACACCCACCAUUCCUACACACUCUGAAUACAUGGCCUUCUCUAAAUCUAACACUGAUAAGUAUACUUACACUGCUAGCACUGGUUCUGGUCGUAGCACUCCCACCCUCACUACUAACACUGAUUACACAUCACUAACUAAAUCAAGUGGACCCUAUUCAGGUCCUUCGUCCUUGCCAACUGAUCUGUCUCAGAAACCUCCCACAGGGACCAGGGUGCCGGACUUUACACCAGCACGAAGCACAACCCAAGGUUCGUACUCAAGUCAGCUACCUCCUUACCUUGGUUCAGCCUCGACUUACACUAAUCCCGGUGAAGGUUAUCAUAGCUUACCUAACAACACUAACUCCACUAACCUUAAUACAGGUGCCAGUAGCAGUUAUGGUGAUAGGUUCGAGACCAGAACUUCAGUACCAUAUAUGGGCCAGUCAGACUCGAACAACUACGCUAAGAGUUCAUUAGGUGCUAGAAAUAGUGACUUUACUAGUGAUAAAUUAGAAUAUGGUGCUAGCUCUAACUAUAGAUCUGAUGAUAUGUAUUCCGCUAGUAGUAAGAGUGUUCCUUCAUAUAAUGAUAAUAACUAUAAAGAUGGCACAGAUUUUUCUAACUUUUCUACAAAAGUUGCUGUGAAUAAUAUUCCAUUUUCUGCUUCAUCAUUGUCGUCUCAAGCUAAUUUAUUGUCUGCUUCUUCUGCAGGAUCAUCAUCAUCAUCACUUGGUCUGUCAUCAUAUCCCGGACCAUCAUCCGCAUCAUCGUACCUACCUACGACCUUGACCUCUCUGACCUCUAGUUCUUCAUACUCCACCGCCCAUAGUGUUCCAUUAACCUUCACAACCUCAACGUACACAAGCAGUUUGCCUGCUAAUACAUACUCGUCUAAAGGGCUAGAUCCGAUAGCAGAAUCUGGACAUUACAGCUAUGUGUCAAAUGUAUCAGGAGAUUACUCGUCAAAGAAUGACACUUUCGCUCUUCCAGAACCAAAGAAGCGACUUUUCGAAAAUUCCGAUGAUCUUGAUAUGUCUGUUAGUCCGAUCAAAUCCAACAGAAGAUUCUGAAUGUUGUUUAUACUUGCAGAACGUACUUGCCUCAGGACGAUUAAGUUUAUAUGUAUACCCUGAAAUCCCGAAAAUACGCCGGUUUCAAUAAUAAGCCGGUCUCGAAAAUAAGCCACCAUUUCACUACAGGCAAAAAGGGCUCAUAAAUAAGCCGUACUCAAAAAUAAGCCGUUCCCCUUUUUGUAUCAAAGUUCCUUUCCACGGGAUUUGAACCACCAAGCUUUUGUUUUCAGUCCUUGUCUAAUUUCAAGAAAUUCGUGAUGAAACUGAGAUCCCAUGUCAGGAAAUAAAGCUCUCUGUCCCGAAACGGUACUUUUAGAACCUUUUGGCGAAAUUUUAAUGUCCGCCUGAGCUUUCAGCCAACGUUUAACAUUGGUUUCUUCUAUGUUAAAAUGUCGGGCUGUGUCUAUUACUUUAUCUUUAAUAUUUCCAGCUGACAACGUUUUGUAAUGAGACGCAACUUUCAGUUUAAAUUCCCUCGUAUAGCUUCUACCAUUUUGUUUUGGCGUUUUCAUUAUUUACAACUUGUAAAACACCAUUGUACAUGUAAUUAUACCACUAUAUAAGAAAGCCUAUAAAACUGUUAAAUUGAUAUCACAAUGCGGUGUUUGUCACGUAUUAUGCAAGUUAUUCAUACCCGUUCACGGUUUGGCGAUCGAAACAUAGGUGUGUUUUGUUUGUUAGGCCAGACAAAACUUUUUCUAUGGGUAAUUAUGUCAGAAGUAUAAGUAUUUACCGACAUCGAUGUUUUUACUAUCAUUAUGGUAUAAAAAAGUGGCACUCGAAAAUACGCCGGUUUUUAAAUCGUUACAGGAUAUAUGUACUCGAAAGUUCGCCGGACUCAAGAAUAAGCCGGUCUCGAAAAUAAGCCACCAAUUCCUUACGAAAAUAUGAAAUAAGCCGCGGCUUAUUUUCGGGAUUUCAGGGUAUUUUAACACACACCACUGAAACUGUAUGGUAAAAGUGAAGGAAUGUAAAAAUUGUUAUCCAUGAUCAUUUUCAGAAUUUUUGUUAAGUAAACUUCAUGUACAUUAAUCAUGUGACAAUUCUUCAUGUAGCUUACUUCAUCUCUUUGUAAUCCAUCUCUGGCAGGGAAUAUGAAAAAUUACAAAAUCAGACUAAGUCGUCCAGUUUAAGUGUAAUAUUACAGUAAGGUAUGGUUUCUUAACUGGCAUAAAACAACGAAUAAAACAAAAUGUGCUUUAUACAGUAGAAUUGCAUGUAAUUUUCAAAUCUCGAAAAUUCAAAGCAAAUUUUUUAAAACUAUAGUGAUAAAUUGCAUGACUUCUUUCUUGCAAUAGAAAAGUUAUGGAUAUAACUCAAAAUAGACUGACAGUUUCUUGCAAAUUGCAGUUGUGUAAAAUUAUUCACAAAUUAUUACUGAUGAUGUUUAUUUUUAGACCAGUAUUCACUUUUCCAGCAAGUUUUGGAUGGGAAUUUGUAAAAAAAACAACAGGAUUUUGUUUACAACCUUUAUAAACGGUCUUUUUUUGCAAGGAUUUUAUGAAGCAAGUUGUAGUAGUUCAACAGAUAAUUAUAUGCAAUAGUUCAAAUUGUGUUGUAGAUUUAGCUACUUGGAUAUUUCAUAGGAGUUAUGUGUAUUUAUCAAAGUGCUUGAAUGUACAUAAUGUGUUAAUUUAUUUUAUUUAUGAAAAAUCCAUUGACAAUGUGCCUUUGUUCUAGUAAUUUAUCAAGGAACUGUAUAUACAUGUUUUAAACAAGAGUUUAGCUAACAUUAGUGACUUGAAUAUAUUUAAUGUUGUUUCUCUUUUUUUGGUCAGAUUUAUCUGCAAAUUAUAGUGAUCCAUUUUUAUUGUGCCCUACAGAAGGCAUGAUGUAGGUUUGGCAUUUUUUUAUUGUCAUGUCCAUCAGAUCUGUACAAAAAAGUUAUGACUAGAUAGUCAAAUGAAAAAGAUGGGUUUUUUUCAUGAUUUUAUUCUGAAGUUUGUGAUCUCAUUAUUUAUGUUAGUACUUCUAUACAGUAGUAUAUUUAUUUCGUUUCUAAUUCUAAAUUAUCAGUAUGUUAGGAAAGUGAAACCUUUGUUUCUAAAUAUAUUUAAUUUUCUGUGUGUCAUACAGUCAGCAUUGACAUUAAAAUUCUUUUUUAUUUUGCAAAUGGAAAAUCUUUCCUGCUUAUAGAUAUCAGCUUGCGUGUACAUUUAUUAAUUGAUUACAAAUAAUGCCUUCAACUAAAUAUCUCUGAAUUGUGGCCAGUUAUCAGAACAAUAUUUUAUUUAACCAUGUAAUAGACGAUAUGUUGAUUUACAACUUUGAAAAGUUUCAUCAAAAUCUACAUUGUAAACAAAUUCCUUUUCAUGAAAAUGUAAACGGAAUUGUGAUUUUCCCAUAGACUCCCAUUAUAAAAUUUGCUUGAGGUCAUAAUUUUUCAAAUCAGUCUACAGGGCUCCAGAUACAAUGUAUUUAUUUUUGGCCCAUGAGUAUUUACUCUUCAUAAUUUUUGCAAAUGCGUAAAAUAGAAAAAUCUGAAAUUGACUAGGAGUAAAAUUAAUCCUGAAAAUUUGUAAAUGUACAAACCAGAAAUCAGUUUUCCCUUAAUUCAUCUUGGUCACCUAACUAUAUCAGAUUAAAACACAACACAACAUACCUUUCAAAUUCAAUUUGUAAUUUGUAAAUGUAGCACUUGGGUGACUGUAUGAAUACACAUGGCUGAUAAGUACUGUUAAAUAUUAGUAAUAUAUCAAUAUUUAUCAUCAUAAAAUGAAUAAUCAUAAUUCAUAUCAUCAUCAUAAUACAUUAAUUUUGUAUUCAACCAGCUAUAUCAUAUAUGAAUGCUACUGUAUAUUAUUUACUCUGCAUUUAAAAUGUAAAGUCUGUCUAUGUUAACCUGUCGGUUACCCAAAGCUGAUUGACUUUCACAAUACAAUCACCGCAAAUAUCGUGCAAACCGUUCCACGCUUAAGUUCACAAAGUCACCUACCGAUGACUACAUUACAGUUUUAAAGGGAAAAUUAUUUCCUUCUAAUUUGUUCCUUAAAUGAAGAAAAUUAUAUAUAUAUAACAUAUUUAUUGAGUGUAACACCCAUAAAUUUGUUUGCAGUUCAGUUUCAGUUCAGCAUUCAAGUUUCCCUCGGCUUGCUUUGGCUUCACAUUCGCUACCGAAGCCAAUAGAAUAUUCAAUAUAUCUUUAACUAAUAUUGGGGAUCAUAUUUUUGUUGGUUUAAAGAAUGUGUAGAGUGUUUGUUCAC